This is a messenger RNA of Lotus japonicus, 2727 nucleotides long. Its product is annotated as cation/H(+) antiporter 15-like. Lineage: Eukaryota; Viridiplantae; Streptophyta; Magnoliopsida; Fabales; Fabaceae. The transcript has 5 exons. The record is from RefSeq and is a predicted model, not a curated record. Bases 1 to 2727 code for a protein of 908 amino acids. Gene Ontology annotation, cellular component: membrane; endomembrane system. Gene Ontology annotation, biological process: proton transmembrane transport; regulation of pH. Gene Ontology annotation, molecular function: antiporter activity.
AUGCCAGACUCGGAGAUCGACCUUGACGAGCAGGUGGCUAUGGAUCAGAGUGAUCACGCUGAGGAUUUCGAGCAGAUGCCAGAGAGCAUGGGAGAGGAGAAGGGGUCAAGUGCUGAGCCAGAGGAGGAACUUCCAGAGGUGACAGGCGAUCCCUGGAACGAGGUUGACCCGUCUGAUGACGACCUCAGGUUCCGGAGAUUUACUGUGAGGGCGAGGCGACAGUUCAAGUAUCCUUAUGGUGGUAUCUACCAGGGACUAAGGGCUUACAUGGAGAUUUCACCAGGCAACGAAACCAUUACAUUUUUUCAUGAUUCACGGGGGGAGUUGCAUGUUUGUGUUAAAAAUGACAAAAAUGUGGGCUCUUUUGGAGUUUUCUAUGGUGACAGUCCAUUCAAUUUUGUGCUUCCUGCAACGAUAUGCCAACUCUUCAUCAUCAUCUUAACCACUCGGCUGCUCUACUUUCUUCUCAGGCCUCUAAGAACACCCAAAUUCAUCUGCAAUAUACUCGGUGGAAUUGUUUUGGGGCCCUCAUUUCUCGGGAGCAACACAACUUUGAUGGAGUCAAUUUUUCCUGCCAGACAAUCUCAAUUUCUAGCCCUCGUGUCCUUGAUCGGUGUUUCAUAUUUUGUCUUCUUGGUGGGACUAAAAAUGGACAUAUUGAUGACAAUGAGAGCAGCCAAAAGCACAUGGCGACUUGGAGUAAUACCUUUCCUUGCUUCUUUUGCGGUUUUGACAAUACUCUUAGACCAUUGCUACAACACACAAAACUUAUCUCAUUUCAGAUUACAAAUUUCUCGUGUCUUUUUAAGUGCUUCCAUGUCCGCCACUAAUUUCCCUGUCAUGGUCGAAGCCUUGUCUGAGCUUAAUCUCAUAGCCACAGAACUGGGGCAGAUAGCUAUAUCUUCAUCCAUGAUGAAUGAUAACAUACAUUGGUCAUUUAUUCUGAUCAAUCAGAUCAUGUCAGCAAAUAAUAUGAAAAUCUCAAUCAUGUAUUUUUCCGGCGGGGUACUGUUCUUAUCUUUUAGCAUUUUUGUGGUACGACCGUCCAUGAAACUGAUUGUUCGCAAAACCCCAGUUGGGAAACCAGUGAAGGAAAUUUAUGUGGUGUUCAUACUUCUAGGGGUGUUAGUGAUGGCAGCUAUUAGUGACAUGGUUUUCGUGUCAUUUAUAAUGGGACCACUCAUUUAUGGUUUGGUCAUACCAAGUGGCCCCCCAUUGGCUACAACGUUGGUGGAAAAGAGUGAAGUUGUGAUGAAGGAGUUUUUCUUGCCUUUCUUCUUUAUAUCUAUCGGUGUCAAGACAAACUUGUCUGCUCUCCAGAAUUGGCACGGGUUUUUAAUGUUACAAGGUAUCUUUUUGGCAGGAGACUUGACUAAGGUAGUCGUGUGUGUGUUAGUUUCUAUAACGUACAACAUCAGGGCUAGACAUGGAAUGACUCUUGGCCUCAUGUUAAACUUCAAGGGCAUAACCCAACUUAUAGCUAUUGUUAGAAUGACGCAACUCAAGUUGACAGAUGAGGAAACCUUCAGUCACGUCGUGUUGGGUGUGGUAGUUACUACAACGAUUUUCACACUCUUUGUUAGAUUAUUAUACAAGCAUUGCCCUAGAGUGAUAAACACAUCCAACAUAUUACAUAAGGGUGAGAUGCUAACAAUCCAAAGUACUCCUAGAUAUUCAGAGCUUCGAAUUGUUACCUGUGUGCACAAUGAAGGAAAUGUGCGUGGUAUUACUUCCCUGCUUGAAGCAUGCAACCCUGUACUAAAAAGCCCUUUAUGUGUGUACGUGAUUCAUCUAGUAGAGCUAUUGGGAAAAAGUACACCCAUUCUCCUUCCCAUAAACAACACUCAGAAUCGAAAUUUUUUGUCUGUUAAUUACCCUGAUACCAACCACAUCAUGCGUGCCUUCAAGAACUACUUCAAAAACUCAAGCGCUCUCGUCACUCUUAUUCCAUUUGUGAACGUGGCACCUUAUAAGAACAUGCAUAAUGCAGUGUUUGACCUUUCACAAGACAAAAUGGUACCUCUCAUCAUCAUCCCUUUUUACGAAAAUGACCACAUUGACCUUGAUGGCCAUGUGGCCAUCGGGAUUCGUAAAAUGAAUGCCACAUUUCAAGCGCACGUGCCUUGCACACUAGGGAUCCUUGUGGACAGGUUCUCAAGGCUUGGUGGGAACAACGACCCUCAUUGCAAGCAGUAUUUCCAUGUGGGCAUAUUCUUCAUAGGGGGACCUGAUGAUAGGGAAGCGUUAUCGUUGGGUAUUCGAAUGUCGGAGCGAAUGCGUACAAGGGUAUCUUUGUUCCGGUUUGUUGUGACGAAUAAGAAACAAUUUGUGGAAGAGGAUAAUGUGGAGGACAUGUUGGACGAGGGUUUGAUUGAUGAGUAUAAGGGGACAAGAUUUAGAGGUGGGAAUGUUUCAUGGUAUGAGAUCAUGGUGGAGAAUGGAGCGGAAGUGUUGGAUGCAAUUCGUAGUUUGGAAGGGAGAUACGAUCUUGUGAUGGUGGGGAGGAGACAUAACAUUGUUGGAUGUUUGAAUGAUUAUGAAAUGGCAAUAUUCAUAGAGAAUGCUGAGAUUUUGGGAAUGCUUGGGGACAUGUUGUCGUCAACAGAGUUUUGUAUUGGAAUGGUUCCUGUUUUGGUGACACAGUGUGGUGCAGAUAGGGUACAUAAUCUUGAUAGAGUAGGUUCAGUUAAUAAUAUGUCUAAUAAACGUAUAUCGCUUGAUCAAUAA